AUGCCAAAAUUACCACCAAUAUUGAAUAUUAGUGGUCUCGAUCCUGAAAUAUCUUUAAGUAAUGAAACAAAACCAUCGGAAAUAAUUCAACAAAUUGUUCGUGCAGCUAAAAGACGAUGGUCAUCACCAGUCUUACUCGAUUCAUUAUCAUCAUUAAGUACAACAACUGAACAACAAACAUCAAAACCAAUAAAUAUAUCUGUUAAAAGAAAUCGUCGACAAGAUAAAAAAGAAGAAAAAUCAUCUCGAUCUCGUUCUGUUGAUUCAUCAUUAAAUGAUAAACAACCAAUUCAAACGGUAUCAUCAUCAACAGAUUCAGCUGUUUAUUCAAUGUCAGAUAUAAGUUCAUCAAUAAACACAACAAUUAAAAAACCAUCACAAUCAUUAAAAGAUAUUUCACAUUUUUUUCAUUAUUUUACAUUAUCAAAUGAUAAAUAUAAAUCAAAAACAUUAACAAAUAUUCGAAAAAAAAAAUUACGAAAAAAAUUAACUAAUGAUACAUUUAUUUUACCGACAAAUAAAGAUGAUGAUAUUUAUGAAAGAAUAAGUAAUUCAAGUAUUUGUUUUAUUGAUCAAUCACCAAUUCAUGAAAUUAAUUUUGAUCAACAAACAUCAUUAUUAAAAUCAAAAUUAAUUCAACAUGAAAAUAUUCUUAAAACAUUAAAACAACAAAUAAAUCAAGUUGAUCAACAACUUUUAAUUAUUCAAGAAGAUUCAAUAAAAAAUACUCAACAUAUUAAACUAUUUUCUCCUUCUCAUCAUCAAUUAAUAAAACGUCGUCAUACAUUUAAUUCUCUUUUUGAUUUAAAUUCUUUUUUUAUAGAAAAAGAUAAAUAUUCAUCUUCUUCUCUGUAUGCCUUACAACUUUUGUGA
Rotaria sp. Silwood2 is the source of this 873-nucleotide messenger RNA. Lineage: Eukaryota; Metazoa; Rotifera; Eurotatoria; Philodinida; Philodinidae. The record is from the annotation of a GenBank genome assembly.